Molecule: messenger RNA, 6995 nt
Organism: Girardinichthys multiradiatus
Lineage: Eukaryota; Metazoa; Chordata; Actinopteri; Cyprinodontiformes; Goodeidae
Gene: dab2ipb
Product: DAB2 interacting protein b
Exons: 16
Coding region: 797-4204 (1135 amino acids)
Biological process (GO): regulation of GTPase activity
Source: RefSeq, a predicted model, not a curated record
CUUCUGUUGAAAAGUUGCCAACAUGGCCUGCAAACUCCAGUUAAUGCUUUGAAGCUGGAGUUUACCAGUGAGGCCCUGGCCUGGCCCUGCGGUUUUUGGUCAGCCGCAGCCAGGCUUCUGAUUGGUCGGAUGUGAAGUAUAGGAAUUCAGCCUAAACUCCGCCCCUACGUCCUCCUCCUCUUCCUCCCAGUCGCUGAUGUACAACGGCAUUCCCUGAGCAUGCACACAUGUCUUACUCGCUUUCUCCUAUGAUAGAGGGGGCUGUAGAGCAGGGAGUUUCAGACAUUUGAAGACACAGAGCCUGGAGAGGGAGAACGAGACAAGAGACAAAGAGAGCACUCUCUGGAUCUCUGUUGGUGUGUGUGUGUGUGUGUGUGUGUGUGUGUGUGUGUGUGUGUGUGUGUGUGUGUGAAAGAGAGAUCGAGAGAAAAACAGCGAGAGAGAAGGAGAAUUUCUCUCUCUUUCUCUUAGUGAUUCUGAGAAGGGGGAGGAUCUGAACCAUGCUAAGAGUCAGUACCCCUGCAGGAGUCCACAAGACCAUACACUCUUAGACAUACACACACACACACUUAUGAGCUCACACUUCUCCAGUUCAUCUACAGCUUCUGUAGCCAGACUGAAUCACAGCAAGGGAUCAAGACCCUAAGAGAGGGGAGAAGAAUAAUUUGGAUUUACUAUUUGUUGCUCUCCGCUUUUUGGGGGGAUUGUAUUGAAGAUGAUUUCCCUUCUGCUCUCUCAGCGGCAGUGGGACCUUGUCUAAGAGUCUCCUACGGAGAGGACGGGGCGCCGACGCAGUAUGCCGGGUUCCUCGGACAAGAACGCCACCACCAUGGAGACCACCUCCACGGCUGCCACACCUUUCAGAGUCACCGUGAGUACUGGCUUUCUGAGUCGACGGCUGAAGGGCUCAAUAAAACGCACCAAGAGUCAACCAAAACUUGAUCGGAACUCCAGCUUCAGGCACAUCCUUCCUGGCUUCAGGAGCGUGGACAACGACAGAUCUCAUCUGAUGCCAAGACUGAAGGAGUCUCGUUCCCAUGAAUCACUGCUCAGCCCCAGUAGCGCCGUGGAAGCUCUGGAUUUAAGUAUGGAGGACGAGGUCACCAUCAAGCCUGUGCACAGCAGCAUCCUCGGCCAGGACUACUGCUUUGAGGUCACCACCUCUACAGGAAGCAAAUGUUUUUCUUGCCGUUCAGCGGCCGAGAGAGAUAAAUGGAUGGAGAAUCUGAGGAGAGCUGUACAGCCAAACAAGGACAACAGUCGGCGAGUGGAGAACAUGCUGAGGCUGUGGAUCAUCGAGGCAAAGGACCUGCCGGCCAAAAAGAAAUACUUCUGCGAGCUUUUCCUCGAUGACUCACUAUACGCUCGCACCACCUGCAAGCUCAAGACUGACAAUGUGUUCUGGGGGGAGCAUUUUGAGUUCAGCAACCUGCCCAUUGUCAGGAGUAUUACGGCACACCUCUACAAGGACACGGACAAGAAGAAGAAGAAAGACAAAAAUAAUUACAUUGGACUUGUCAGCAUCCCUGUCGCAGCUGUCACCGGGCGACAGUUUGUGGAGAAGUGGUACCCGGUGAGCACUCCCACCCCCCCUAAGGGUAAGACGCCGGGCCCUAUGAUCAGGAUCAAGGCUCGCUAUCAGAGUAUGAACAUCCUUCCGAUGGAGAUGUACAAGGAGUUUGCAGAGUACAUCACCAACAACUACAUGCUGCUGUGCUCGGUGCUGGAGCCAGUCAUCAGCGUCAAGAACAAGGAGGAGAUGGCGUGCGCGCUGGUCCAUAUCCUUCAGAGUACGGGCAAGGCAAAGGACUUCCUCACAGAUCUGAUGAUGUCUGAGGUGGACCGCUGUGGGGAGAAUGAGCACCUCAUCUUCAGGGAAAACACUCUAGCCACGAAGGCCAUUGAGGAGUACCUGAAGCUGGUUGGUCAGAAGUACCUGCAGGACGCCCUUGGUGAAUUUAUUAAGGCUCUGUAUGAGUCAGAUGAAAACUGUGAGGUGGAUCAAUCCAAGUGUUCUUCUGGUGACCUGCCAGAGCACCAGAGUAACCUGAAGAUGUGCUGUGAGCUGGCCUUCUGCAAAAUCAUCAACUCAUACUGUGUUUUUCCACGAGAACUGAAAGAGGUCUUUGCAUCAUGGCGCCAAGAGUGCAGCAGCCGUGGUCGACCGGACAUCAGCGAGCGUCUGAUCAGCGCCUCUCUGUUCCUGCGUUUCCUUUGUCCGGCCAUCAUGUCUCCCUCACUUUUCCACCUAAUGCAGGAGUAUCCUGACGACCGCACGGCGCGCACACUCACUCUCAUUGCCAAAGUAACGCAAAACCUGGCCAACUUCACCAAAUUUGGAAACAAGGAGGAGUACAUGUCUUUCAUGAACCAGUUCCUGGAGCACGAGUGGACCAAUAUGCAGCGUUUCCUGCUGGAAAUCUCAAACCCUGAGACAAUCUCAAACACAGCCGGCUUUGAGGGUUACAUCGAUCUUGGCAGGGAGCUUUCCACCCUGCACUCGCUUCUGUCUGAGGUGGUUUCACAGAUGGACCAGAGCAUGGCCUCAAAGCUGAGUCCUCUGCCCAGAAUCCUUUGGGAGGUGAGCACAGCUCUGUCUAACCCGUCCAGUGUCCAGAUGAUACCUGGGCUGCCCUCAGAGCCCGUGGCUUCCUCUCCUGUUGAGGCGAGCUGCAGCAUUUCCGCCGGGCUGCAGAAGAUGGUCAUAGACAAUGAGCUAUCGGGAUUAGUUGAUUUCACCCGGUUACCUUCACCCACUCCAGAAAAUAAGGACAUCUUCUUUGUGACAAGGAGCUCAGGUAUCCAGCCAUCCCCAGCUCGCAGUUCAAGCUAUUCAGAGACUAAUGAGCCUGAGCUGGGCAUGUCCAAUGGCAACAAGAGUUUAUCUAUGGUGGACCUCCAGGAACCCCGCAAUCUGGAUGCUGGAACUGCUCAAAGCCCUUCAGAUGUUCUGGGUGAAAGCCAAGCUUCGGGAGGAGGCUGGCCAGCCAGAGUCUCACUGGGCAACGUCCCAGGAGGUCCUACCAUUAGAAAGCCAGGUCAGGCCCCCACUACACCAAGCACAGAGAGCACUCCGGGCCGACCCACACAGCUACUUGCCCCACUGUCCUUCCAGAACCCAGUUUACCAGAUGGCGGCCUGCUUGCCAGUGUCUCCUCGAGGAAUGACUGAUUCGGGGUCAGAGUGCCACAGUUCUGUUAGUUCCCAUAGCAACAAUGAGGAUGGGCCAGCAGGAGGGAAGCAGGUCCUUAUGAACCACAGCGGAGGUGGAGGAGGUGGGGGAAGCAGCGGUGAUGAGUACACAAGGCGUUCUGGGGAGUUCAAUCGUCGACAACUGUCACUGACAGAGAACCAGCACCAGCCCACUGUCCCCAGACAGAACAGCGCCGGCCCACAGAGGAGGAUAGACCAACCUCCACCUCAGAGUGUUACCCGAGGCCGUACACCUCCAAAUCUGCUCAGCAGUGGCCCUUACCCUCGCCCCUCCUCUGGUAACAUAAUGACGUCGUCCCCCGACUGGCCUGCCAGUGGUGCUCGUUUGCGGCAGCAGUCAUCUUCUUCUAAAAGCGACAGUCCUGAGACUAAACAGAGAGCUCAGCACAAACAGGCCCCCUCCCCAGUGAACCCCAGUGCGCUGGACCGCACAGCAGCCUGGCUUUUGAAUAUGAAUGUGCAGUAUUUAGACCAUGAGGGGAUGGAGCCAGAGUCACUAAGAAACAGAGAGGAUCUGACUCAGGUGGAGAAGUACCAGCAGGAGAUAGCAGUGCUGCAGGAGAAACUGCGUGCCUCUGUGCAAAAGCUGGAGGAGUAUGAAGCCCGUCUAAGGGGUCAGGAUGAGCAGGCUCAGAAGGUCCUGCUGGAGUACCAGGCCAGGCUGGAGGAGUCGGAGGAGCGUCUACGCAGGCAACAGGACGACAAAGACCUUCAGAUGAAAAGCAUCAUCAGCCGAUUAAUGUCAGUGGAAGAGGAGCUGAAGAAGGACCACUCUGACAUGCAAGCAGUCGUGGACUCUAAACAAAAGAUCAUUGAUGCACAGGAGAAGCGCAUAGCGUCACUGGAUGCCGCCAACGCUCGUCUCAUGAGCGCGCUCAGCCAGCUGAAGGAGCGUUACAGCAUGCAGACCCGCAACGGCAUCUCCCCCACCAACCCCACCAAGCUGCAGAUCACAGAGAACGGAGAGUUUCGGAACAGCAGCAACUGUUAAGGCUGCUCCGAGUGUGUUUGAGGCUCCUGAGUGUGUACAGUGUAUUCAUCCUCUUGGGUUGAUUUGUGCCUGUUAGAUGGACUGUAAGACUGUGCGUUGGUGUGUUUGGAAAGCAGUCAGUGUACUUCCAGAAGAGAUAUCCACUUUUUCUCUGUUUGGAGACGACGUUAAUGCGAGGGCAUUUUUGCAAGGGGCUACCCAGAAGGGUUGCAGCUUGGAGCAGAUCACCUGAUGGCCUUCUUUGGGAAGGUGAUGGAAAGAGGAGGCGGGGCAGAGCUUGUAUAUAAAAACUCCAAGCUGUGGAUGAAUUUCUCAAGCCCCCAUCCACGCCUGGGACAAACCACUAUAAAAACCACAGACAUCGACCAUCCGCUCCUCCUUUCCCUCCUGACAGCAAAGUGGACCCAUUAAAACCACACAUUGAGGAUUUUCAGUUAAGUUUCUCUCCAGAGGUUUAAUUUCCAAUGCUUUAUCUCAAAGGAUAUGUUUUUAAAGAAUCAAAUAUGAGCUAUAAAUAGAUAUUUUAAAAUCCAAAACAAUCUUCUUUACUUCCCUUUUAACUUAGAGGUGUGUUCCUGAGCGUCCCGUUUACCCUUCCGCCUCCUUCCAACCCCCAAGCAGUGCACUUUGUGAAAAGCUAUUGGUACACGAAACGCCUUAAGUAGGGGAACACACCUUUUCUUUACGCCCCACAACACCAAACACCCCCACUCUCCACCCCGUUUCUGCAAAAAAGCAAAGGCACAACUUCUACUGUGGAUUUGUAAAAAAAAAAAAAAAUAUACAACAUAAAAUGCGAUUAAUGUAUAAUAAACACUAAAGUAAAUGAAUUCUAUGUGAUACUAUAUUAAUGAAAUUUUAUAUAGAUGUAUGCAUUUUUUUCUUCUAGAGUAUACACACAUAUACCUAUAUUUGAUAAAGUCAAAUAUGAAAGCAGCCCUUUAUUUAAGAGUUCUAAUGUAAUUUUUCUUCUCUAAUGGUGAGAGAUUAUACUGUGCAGCUUGCAUUGGAGCCCUAGAGAGGUGGACCAUCCUGAGCAGUGAUCGGCACCUCAUUCAUCCCUCAAAGAGCCUUUAUUGUUCUUUAUGUAAUUUAUGCACAAUAUUUAGGGAAAUGCCUAUACAGAUGUUAAAAAAUCCUGCAUCAUUAUUUAGUUUUUUAAAGGUUCUAGGCAUAGGCCAGAAUGAUAACACAGCUGGGUUAUUGUUCUAUUAACACACAAAAAAAAAAAACGUUUAAUCUGAUUAUCUUUAAACUACAAAUCUACAACUAUACCUGCUGCUGUAAAAAUAAUUUACCAUGCUUAUUGCUAUAGGUAUUUUCUGUUUAUGACACCCGUUGAUUUGGCUGCCUUGUCCUUGCUUGGGCAGAGCCUCCAGCAGACUUAUAGACAGACAUGCUGCUGAUGAUUUGCCAACUGUAAUAAUUAGAUUGAUAGGUGGAGCUAUGUUAGUUUUCAUAGAGGUCCAUUUUGUCACAACUAAAAAUAUCUCCAAACAGCUGAUUUUGACUCUUUUUUUUUUUUUUUUGGAGUUAAGGGAAUUUACAGUAGCCUCUUUUCAGCCUGCUAACCAGCAGUGUGCAUCAACAAGUUGGCAAAUGGGCAGCUCUGCACUGUUACCUAUUACUUCUAUGUAGCUGGAGAAAGCUCCAGUUUACUCUGGCUCUAUUCUCGUAUCUCACUGUUAGAACUAAAAACCUUUGGAAUGGGAUUUAGGGAAGCUUUUGCUCCCUUUUAAAAACCUUGGUAUUAGGCAAGGGCUAGAAUGCAAAUCUCUCAGUAUGAUAACUUUGAGAAAAAAAAAACUUAGGGAACCCUGCAUUACAUAUACAAAUUUUAAAUGGUAACUUUUCUACCCUGAUACCAAUAACCAGCCAAUGGCUAAUUGGUGUACCUUGAUACCCACAACUGCCCCGAUCACAGUUAAGUAGUUGGUUUUUCUGGUGCUCAUCACUGCUCUGUAAAUAACAGAUUAGUUGUUGUUGGAUGAUGGUCAGUUCUCUCUAGUUGCACAGGAGCCAUCAAGUGAUGUGUCUUGAUGCACUCACUCAUACUAUACAAUAAAGUAGCGAGCCAUUGUCUUUAGAUUCCAUUCAUUUAGUUUUCUAACCACUUUAUUUGUCGGCUGAAAUGAAGUACGUUGCAUCCGAACUGUGACUCCAUUGAUCCUUGGCACUAGCUUUCUCUCUUGUCUUUUUCUUACUCUACCUGACCUCAUCCCUUUUGCUUCUGAAUGUAUAGACAAAUCUAAAGUCUCCUGUCAUUACUCACUACCAUCUCAACAUCUGCUUUUUUUUGUAUAUUUUUUGUAAUAUUCUUUCUUACCUGUAAAAGCAUAAAUACAUGAGAUGUGAGGCCCUGCAUGCUUCAUCCCUGGUUGAGAGCCAGUCAUAGCAUCAACGCCCAUUUGUGUCCUUUGGUCUCCAGCUGAACAGUUGGUUGCUUGAAUAAAUAGCAUAUAUAUAUAUAUAUAUAUAUAUAUAUAUAUAUAUAUAUAUAUGUGUGUGUGUGUGUGUGUGGGAGGGGGGGUGACUACAUGGGAUUAUGUAAAUAAAAUACCCUCACUAUUUUUACCUGAUGUUAACAGAGCUUUUUGUAAAUGUUUUUUGUGCUCAGACUCUGCUGUAUCAUUAUUGCUAUUGUAAAUACAAAUAGCCCAGUCGGUCAUCUGUCCUCAUUUGGUAGAACUAUACAAAUCAAUUAACCUGUUAGUGUUCUCUCUGUUGAAAAGCUUUUGUGUUUGUAUUUACAGUGUGUUAUCUCUAGCCAAAAACAAAAAAGAACUGAUUA